Molecule: messenger RNA, 369 nt
Organism: Funneliformis caledonium
Lineage: Eukaryota; Fungi; Glomeromycota; Glomeromycetes; Glomerales; Glomeraceae
Source: the annotation of a GenBank genome assembly
AUGUUUUGUAAAAAGGCGGGUAUUUAUAUACCAAACCAGGUAGAAGUAAAAAAACAAAUUAGAUGUGAAAAAUACCAUGUAAUAGACACAUCUAAACAACUUGAAAUUAUUGGAAGAUGGUUGGUUAGAAUAGCAAAGUUGAGUGAAGAUAAAUUUAAAAAUACAACUCUAACGGUUAUUGCACCUUCAAUAUUUCAAAUUCUUAAAGGAAUUUGUCUAACAAAAUGCACAUCUGAAUGUGUCACAUCAGAAUCAACUUUUGAAGAAUCUUCUGAUAUUUCAAGUCUAUUUAUGUUACAUGUUAGCAUGCAACUAAAACAAAUCAUUAUAACACAGAAGGAUCUAGAAAUUCAGUUUUAUCGGAAUUGA